Parasteatoda tepidariorum (common house spider) is the source of this 3873-nucleotide messenger RNA. Lineage: Eukaryota; Metazoa; Arthropoda; Arachnida; Araneae; Theridiidae. The record is from RefSeq and is a predicted model, not a curated record.
AUGACUAACGGUAGGAUCAUGAAUAGGGAAUCCAAAGUUGCGACAAACAGCUUCAUUGGAGCUGAUGUACCGGCCAAUUUGGUAGAGCGUUAUUUCGUCGUUGUUAUUCACUGGAAAAGCGGUCACAUUGCCAAAAUUGUGGGCCUGAUGUGCCAACCACCCACCUUGCCGAAGGAUAUUAUUAUUGGCAGAACGUGUGGCAUACAUUCUGAUGGUAUCUGUGAAGUCACGUGCAGAAUAAAUGGUUUGGAGUUAUGGAAGUCUUACAUUCGCUGUUUGAAAAAUGGACAAUGGGAAAACCCUCCAAGCUGUGUACCACGAACAAGAUCGCCAAUUAUAGAACUUAUAAAAUGCAGUCACCUACCAGAGAGUAUCGAAGAUUUAUCCACUUGCAUUCGAAUCAAAAUGGCGAUAUCGGCUUCCACUUCCAGUUCAAAGUCACUUUGCCAGACAGCUUUAGACUUGUUUGUAAAAUUUGGAAAUUGCACAGAAAUUUCAGAGGAUUGCACAGUCACUUGUGGCACCAGCACUAUGACUCUGUUUUGUUUAGAAGAGGGAAGCAUGUAUCCCCAGUGCAUUCCACCAAAACUAUUGAAAUGUCCCGAGUUGAAAUUCGCUAAACUGAUUAAUUGCUCAAGAGAAAAAGACACUUCAUGCAAGAUUCAGUGUCCAGAUGGAAAUUUUGUGCCACAAGAAGCAAUAUGUCUUCCUUCUGGUGAAUGGUCACCAUUACCUUCGUGCCACGCGCGAUUCCAAUGUGCAUCAGAGCCGCUUCCAUCCGAUAUACUAUUCAUAAACACUACUUGUAAAACCUCGCAAAGCAUAUCUUGCAGAGUUGGUUGUCAAGUAUACGAAUAUGAACCAAAAAAUGAAUCUUAUUCUAAACAAGUUGUUUUUAUUAAAGAAGCCUAUUGUGGGCCUGCUGGUCACUGGGAAAAUCUACCCGACUGCCAAACUGCAAAGCUCCAUUUCUGGAAUAAACGUAUUGACAGCUCCUAUUGCUCUGACCCUGAAUUUGACAGAAAUGCCAUUCUUCAGAAUGGUUGUUUAACUAGGGAAGGAUCGAUAUGUUUGUUGAAAUGCAAAGAGGGCUAUGAACCUAAUGGCUUGUUCAUCCUGCGCUGUUUAAAAAAGAAGUGGAUCAGUGAAAUUCGCUGCUCUGUAAUUAAAAAAUGCCAAAGCUUACCUGGACAUUUAAAAUUUGUUUGCAAUUGUCGAAAGACAGCUGGUUUAUUUUGCCGAGUUCAAUGUCUGAGUGGAAUACCAAGAGGAAGUAAAACAGUCUACUGUUCCUAUUCAUCAAAAUGGAUGUACCUUCCUUUAUGUUUAUCUAAAAGUUAUAAUAAAACAUCAGACUGCCUUCCGAAAUUUUUGCCGCCGUACUUAAAAUUUGUGGAUAAGUGUACUUUCAAAAGUGGAGAAAUAUGCCAAGUGAAAUGCACCGCACGAUUUGUUCUGGAAGACUGUAGUUCGAAAUCGUCAGGUGAAUAUUGUUUUCUAGAAUGUCGAGAGAACGGUACAUUUCCUAAAGCAAAUAAGAUAAAAUGCUUGGAUGGCUUGCAUUGGUCAAUCUUACCAAUCUGUGCUUGUCCUCCUCCAAUAAUUACCGAAGAAUUAGUAUUCAAAACCAAUUGCAUUCAUGUCGUUCCAAGCGGAAAUUGCACUCUCUCUUGCAAAGGUCAUGCUUUAUUGGUGGGAAAUCCUCUAAUUACGUGUCGAGCGGAUAUGACAUGGACCAAUUUGCCUAGAUGUAAAAAAGUUUUUUGCUCAAAACCAGUUGUUCCAUCAACAGUUUUUUUAAGUGAGCAUUGCAUAUCAAAAUCACCUGGAGAGCAUUGUUCUGUAGAAUGCGGUUAUAGUGGUAGAAUAUUGGGACCGAAUAAAAUAACUUGCUUGGAAUCUUUAAGAUGGUCAUCUUUCCCAAAGUGCGCUUGUCCACCUCCAAUGUUACCUGAUAAUUUAUCGUUAAAAGAGAAUUGUUCUGAUAAACAUCCAGGGGAACGUUGCUCAUUAGCGUGUGACAAAAAAAAAUUCGCUCAAGACAUCGAUUACAUCUAUUGCCAAAAUCUCACUUAUAACUGGGGUCUCUUUCCUACUUGUAAGAGAAAGACUUGCACUAAGAUGAAGCUUCCAAAAACGUUAUCAUACGUAGGAGAUUGCUCAGGUAUAAUUCCUGGCAAAACAUGCCAAGUGGAAUGCAAAGAAGGUGGUAAACUUCAUGGCUCUAGAUACAUAAAGUGUAUAAACGGCGUUCUCUGGACAAGUAUGCCAAACUGUUCUUGCCCUUCUCCUGAUUUACCUGAUAACAUGGAAGCAGAUGCGAACUGUAAUGAUAUCAGAAUAGGAGAGAGAUGCCGAUUGAAAUGUAGAAAGCCUUUUCAUCUCACAGGUAAAAGCGAUAUUGUUUGUCAGACCAAUACUCGAUGGACUUCCACACCAGUAUGCAAAAAUAUCAUGUGCCCAGUACCAGACCUUCCCAACUAUUUAGACUUUUAUGAUGACUGUUCCUCAAAACUCAUUGGACAGAAAUGUCAUUUAGAAUGCAAAGAAGGAGGUACUUUCAUUGGAUCAAAUACCCUGAUUUGCCUGAAAGCAAACAACCUAUUUAGCUGGUCACCUUUUCCAAGUUGUACGUGCCCACCUCCGGCUCUCUCAAAUGGAUUGAAAUCAGUUGAAAAUUGUGAUUAUAAAAAACGAGGUGAAACAUGCUCCUUAGCUUGCAUUGGAAAUGCAGCUAUAAUUGGAAUUAAUUACAUUACGUGUCAAAAUAACACAAAAUGGACUUCCCUACCAAAAUGCCGCAAUUUGUUUUGUUUUCGGCCGAAUCCACCUAAGGAAUUGUUGUUUCAAGAAGAUUGCUCAAAUAAAAAUAUCGGUGAUUCUUGUGCAUUUGAAUGUCGUCACGGCGGUAAAACAAUUCCAAAUAAUACGAUUUCUUGUUUGACAUUCAAGCACUGGUCAGCCUUUCCAAACUGCUCCUGUCCUUCACCCGUUUUUCCAAACAACUUACAUCUCUUAGAGGACUGUUCGUUGAAACAACCAGGAGAAAUUUGUAGAGUAACUUGUAAAGAAAAAUCCCUCAAUCUGUACCACUCAUCCAUAAGAUGUGGUAAGGAUUUCCGUUGGGGUAUUUUUCCCUCUUGUAAGCUUAAAAAUUGUCCUAAGCCAGUACUUCCUAAUUAUAUUUCACUCGACGAUGAUUGUAAUUCUAAAAAACCUGGUGAUGUUUGCAAAGUUGUAUGCAAAAUGGGUGGAAUAUCGGUUGGCAACGAUUUCAUUAGAUGCCUUAGGGAUUUAAAAUGGACAUCAUUUCCUUUUUGCACCUGCCCUAGUCCUAAACUAAGACAAGGUAUGUUGUCUAUUGAGAACUGCACGUUUAAGAUUCCUGGGGAAAAGUGUCGAAUUAAGUGCCAUGAAAGUUUGAAGCUUGAAGGGAAAAGUUUCGUUCUUUGUCGAAACGAUAACAGAUGGAAUAUUGAAUCAAAGUGCCAUAAGAAAUUCUGUCCCAAACCUAACCUUCCUAGUCAUUUAUUGUUCAACGAGAAUUGUUCUCUUAAAAGUGUGAAAGAGAGAUGCGAGUUGCUGUGUAAACAUGGUGGUGAAUUGAUGAAGAGAAGUUUUAUUGAGUGCUAUUCAAGCCUAAAAUGGUCUAAGUUUCCUCAAUGCACCUGUCCUUUGCCUGUUUUAAAUAAAAACUUGAAGUUUCGAGAAGAAGUUUGCUUUAAUAAAACUGCUGGGGAAAAAUGCCUUUUGAAAUGCAAAACGAAACAAAAAGCACCAGAGAAAAUUUAUCUUCGUUGUUUACAAGGCGGUACAUGGACAAAUUUACCUAAGUGUACAGUGAGCAAGAAAAAUAAGAUUAACCUAAAAUAA